UGAUGCUUCAUCAUUCAUCGUCAAAAAUACGUUUACCCAUUUUGAAUUCGUCAGAACGAGAAUAUCAUAUCAACCCCCCUUACAAUACUACCUUGGUGCAGAGAUUGAACCCUUCAAAGUCCAAAGUGUAUGAAAGAAAGAAGACCGAUCACUUGACGCAAAUACUUGUCAAUUCCUUCUUAGCCUCCAAGGAUUUUAUUUGGAACAAAGAAAUAAGUGCUUGAUAUCAUCAUCACCAUCAUCAUCCACCAUCAUCAUCCACCAUCAUCAUCCACCAUCAUCAUCCACCAUCAUCAUCACCCCUCACUCGACCGACCUAUUGAAGAACCUUAUUUGGAUGCUCUCUCCAACAACGAGAACUGUACUCGAAUAGUCUGCUCCCAUCUCACAUUGCAACCAUACUUUACUGUGCAGUCGUAUUCAGCUAGUCUCCUUACCCCUCAUCCCAUUCUUCAACUCAACUUGACAACUUCGAUCAAACUUACACACCAUUUAUCUGAUCAUCCCUUGAAGUACCCUCACAUCAAUCAUCAUAUCCAUUACGCAAAUCGACCUUUAGUAUCGAAAACUUAUGUACUUCACAUCUCAAACACUAUCUCAAACACUCUUGGAAUCAAUUUGCGAAAUACCAAAACCAGUCCGAUCGUCAUACCCUAUCUAAUCAACAAUCUUCGAUCCCACUAUUAAAUAGUCCGGGGUUGAAGUUUAAAUUAGGAAGACUAAAUUACGCAUGAGAACCACUUGAAAAGAUUUUUGAUCUUUUUUAGUCUGACCGAGGUAGACGAGCAUUUAUCCAUACGUGGUCGAUUGAUCGAAUACUUACUACAAUAUCUACACUUAUCCACAAAAUUAAAGAAAGUUUCUUCAUCAAGUCUUCACUUCCAACUUCCCCUCCGCUCAAGAUAUACCAAAGAGAAUCACCUAUCUACCUCGAAAUUCCAACUUCAACCUUCAACCUUCAACCUUCAACCUUCAACCUCCAACCUAAAAAACCGCAAAAAUGAACGCACCUCUUACAUCUUCCACUCAUACCACCUCCACAUCAAACUACUUCCAACCCUCUCCAACCUCCUCCUCUUCCUCCAGCGGACCAACUUCUGCUCCUCAACCAACCGCACAACAAGCACCAAAAAGAUCAUCAAGCCAAGAUGAAACAAAUCCAUUUUUAAAGGAUUUUAAUUUGAUAGCCGAGGCAGCCAAAAGGGCACAAAUGGCUUGUUUGAUGAGAGAUAUGGAAGGAUGUGGGUUGUAGAAUUUGCAAGUUGGGGAGAAUUGCAUGAAAAUUGUGGUGAUGGAGAGGGGUACAUAUGAUGUGCGAGGGAUAUCAUUCAUAUGUGGUUGUGCGAAUAUUUUCUGAUGCACCAAGGAUAUGGAGUUCAAAGAGUGUCUCUCUGUGGAAGAAAGCAAAGAGAAAAAUCGAUGAAUAUCACCCACCAGUUUUACAAACAUCCGCAUCUCAUCUCGAUUCGCACCGACUCACCAAUCUCCUCAUUUUUACCACAUCAUCCACACACUCUCCCUCUCCCUCUCACUCUCACUCAA
Messenger RNA from Sclerotinia trifoliorum, 1542 nucleotides. The record is from the annotation of a GenBank genome assembly. Lineage: Eukaryota; Fungi; Ascomycota; Leotiomycetes; Helotiales; Sclerotiniaceae.